Bactrocera dorsalis (oriental fruit fly) is the source of this 1977-nucleotide messenger RNA. Its product is annotated as peptidoglycan-recognition protein LC-like. Bases 940 to 1977 code for a protein of 345 amino acids. Gene Ontology annotation, biological process: peptidoglycan catabolic process. The record is from RefSeq and is a predicted model, not a curated record. Gene Ontology annotation, molecular function: zinc ion binding; N-acetylmuramoyl-L-alanine amidase activity. NCBI's taxonomy places the organism in Eukaryota, Metazoa, Arthropoda, Insecta, Diptera, Tephritidae. The transcript has 4 exons.
CCGCAACUAUAAACAAUUGGCAAGUUAACGCUACAUAAAACACACGACUGUAGCAGUAAGAUGAUAUUUAUGCAAUUCUUUUCUAUUUGCCAAUCAUCAGUUUCCACCUAUAUUUUUAUUAAUUAUUCAAUCUGCUCCAUUAUAGAAUAUGCACAGAUCAAACAGUAUUUCAUUGUUCUCCAGACGUUGCACAUCUGCAAAGACAGCAUCGCUUUAGUUAACUGUUCUCACUCACUAUGCUUUUCAAGGAUCACAAGCUUCUUGUCAUUACCGUCAAUAUCUUGGUGAUCGGAUUCAUAAUAUACACAAUAAUCGCUAUCAGUUAAAUGUAAUCGCAAAAACAAAUAUCGUAUAAAUAAAUUACCGUUAUUUUUCAUUACAAAAACAUAGUGGAUUGCAGUAUUUAUUUUAGAACAAUGGGGACUGGGCUCGGAAACUAGACAGCAAAAUAGGGAACUUUUGCCAAAUAAAAGGCUAUAAUGUAAGCUUCUUACUCUUAUUGUACAAGAUAGGCAAGAGCGCAGGAGUCGCAACAAAGGACCUGUUUUGGCAAGAGUAUGCAUGAGUAGCUGCGUAUUUUUGAAACCGAAAAUGUUACAUCUUUUAUAAAUUAGCCUAAUUAAAAAAAAUAUACUUUUUGUGCAGAUUUAUGAUUCGCUUAAUAAAUACUAUGUAAUCAAGUUAUGAGCCGUUCUAUCAAAAUAUGUAACAACGAACUGAUACUUGCCGAAUGCACCUUCACAAUACGUAGUUUGUACUCUUGUGAGAGUUUCACGCAUUCAUACAAUUCCACAGAAGGCGUUUCUGUUUCUGACACUAAGGCGAACGUAUUAGCGAUUGUAGGGGAAUUUUCUUUUGGGAGAUAAACAUUUAACUCGAAACUAAUUUUUCAUUUUUUUAAUAUGUCAUAUUGCACUCAAUUUUCAAGCAUCGCGAAGAAUGGAUCGCAAAGUAGUGAGUAUUUGUCGGGACUGCAAUGCACCGAUCUACCUAUAUUCGCUUGCCAAGGAUCGUGAACACCAGAGACCUUGUUUCGGCGAGUCCGACGAAUAUUGCAGCAACUUAGAGAAUCCACCGGAGCCCUUCUGUAAAAAUGUUAGUUGGUUGUGUGAAAGUUGCUAUUAUUCAACCGCUGAAAGUGUUCAUCAUGAAAACAAUGAUUGCAAGUGCAAAUCGAAAUCACCAAAUCAAAUUGAAACAAGAUACACCAAUUUGCUCGACUUAGACAAGACAUGUUUGGAUUUGGUACAAAGAGCCACUGUCGCAGAAGCCAACAUUUCUGCCACGCAAUACAAAGCGCAUACAUCCAUGCUUAAUCGGCGAGUGGUCAUACCUAUUGCAGCUAUAGCAUUGUCAAUAAUAUUAAUCGGGCUGCUGUUUUUCACUGAAGGAAGGAGUGGAUUCUUCAAAGAAAACAAGAAGUCAAUGCAAGCGGAUGAUAACGUGGGAGGGGGCAAGAUAUUGCGAAUUGUUCCACGUGAUGCCUGGUUAGCCCAGCCGCCUUCAAGUGAUCCGUUACCUUUGGCGACGCCCGUCAAAAAAGUCAUUGUUCUACCUACGCGCACGGAUGAUUGCGAAACGCAGACCACCUGCGUUCACAGGGUGCGCAUGACACAAACUCUAAACAUCGAGUCUCAAAAUCACGAUGAUAUUAUCUACAACUUCCUUAUUGGCGGCGAUGGCAAUGUGUAUGAAGGUCGUGGAUGGGAUGCGAUCGGUGCGCAUUUGCGCGGCUUCAAUUCGGAUAGUAUUAGUUUCGCCUAUAUUGGUACUUUUAAAAAGCAGAAACCUUCGGAAAAGCAAAUGGACGUCACAAAAUUGCUGCUUGCCGAAGGUGUACGACUUGGUAAACUCUCACAAGAUUACAAGAUAUAUGGAGCAUAUAUGUUGGAUCCGACUUCGACGGAUGUUCAGUCGGAUGAGUUGUACAACAGUUUCAAGGGUUGGCCACAUUGGUCUGAAUACGUAUCUAACUAA